Messenger RNA from Mercurialis annua (annual mercury), 997 nucleotides. RefSeq lists its product as uncharacterized. Bases 29 to 793 code for a protein of 254 amino acids. Lineage: Eukaryota; Viridiplantae; Streptophyta; Magnoliopsida; Malpighiales; Euphorbiaceae. The transcript has 2 exons. The record is from RefSeq and is a predicted model, not a curated record.
UGUUCUUCACUUGCUUUACUUUCCGAAAAUGGGGAUCACAGAUUACAUUUUUUCAACAACAAACGCACUCAAUCAAAAUGCAAUUAAACCACUCUACUCUCUAUGCUGCUUCUCUUUUUCUUCCGGUUGUACCGCCGCUACCGUGAUCGGCGCCGCCUCAUACUCCGCAGCUGCCGUGAUCGGCUCCACCACUUACUCGUACGGCUCUGCUGCUGCUGCCAAGAUCAGCAACUCAAUCAAAGGUGACCAUGCAGUUCAAAAGCUAACCCAGCAAUUGCAUGACCAGGAUUCUCGGUCCAAGAUGACCCAGUUUGCUACCAGCUGUGCCAAAAACGCUGCCGUUUUUACCUGCCGCGAGGGUCUUAAAACUGUCCCUCGCGGAGGGCCGAUUGUUGAGAUUGUGUCGCGGUCCCUGCCUGGUAGCAAGAAAUCGGAGAAUCAUAAAACAGAAGAAGUGAAUGCCUUAAGAUCUGAAAUAAGGGAAUUGCAAGCUGUGGUACACAAAAUGGGGAAAGAACAGAGCAAUGCCAAAGAAGAGCUUAAUCAAGCCGAGGCUCAUGAGCUGCAUACAUAUGCGGAACUCGAAUUUAAUAAACAUGAAGCGUAUAGAAACCAAGCAGCAGCAAUCCGAUUUCUCAUGGUGAAGAAUCUGCAGAAAAAGGAAAAUAAACAACCGGCGGAAUAUCUACAAGAAAUGUUGAUGAGAGGGUUCGUCGGUACUCAUGUCAUUAACGAUCUUAACGAGAUAAAGGAAUGCCCCCGAACCAAACCGAGCCGCAUGACAGAAGACUGAGAUGAGGACUAAUUUGUUGAGAUUGAAGAGAUGAUUGUAGUUGGUUUAGGCUGUGUUGUUGUCCUUGAAGAAGCUACCUCUAUGUUAUUAGAUUAUUAGUUAGUCUGCUAAGUUUGUGUUAUUAUGUACAAGUAUGUGUAAUAGCUAAUGCCAUAUGUGGAUUGAAUCUGUAGUACUUAUAAUAUUAUUUAGUUAGUUUGCUAA